GCAAUUACAUAAUGCCACGUAUCAUCCAAGAUCAGAUACUGGAUCCCAGACCUUUCCCAGGAAAAAAAGGAAUCUAUUAGAUGUUGGAAGCUGUUUGUCCUUCUGCUUUAUUUCCAUCACUAAAAUUCUCGAAUCUAAAGAAGAGCUCUCUUUUCUCUUUUACCUAACAAAUUCAACAACAACAAGAAGGCAGGCCCCAAAGUCCUCUUUCAACAGUCCACACAGUUCAAAGUCGAAAAUUGCUUUCCAGGUGCAGAGUCAAUUAACAUUGGAGAUUACGUAGAGUGCGUGAAGAGCCCCUUUUUCUCCUUCUUUAUAUCUAUGUCCCUCUGCUCUAGAUAAUCUUCCUUCACUGAGGUUAUCCCUGAAAAGUUUCUUAUCGACUAAGGUGUUAUGGGAGUUUUAGGUUUGGCUUGUCCAUGACCCAGAGACUUUUCCAAUUUCUUCCCCUCGACGUGAUCAAUGAUUGUAGUUUAGAAGGCAAUGGUUGCCCAACCUGAAGCAAAUGGAAACCAACAGUGGCAAUCGCUGUUCCCAUGAAAAUCAGCCUCCAACGAGUUCAAACAAUGCUAACAAAGAUCAAUCCACUGAGAACGAGGUUUUUGUUAACCGUGCUGAAAUAAGUUGGCAUGAGAUUAGAAGACAGUGGGUCGGGGAUCGGUCUCAAAAAUCAAAAAGAAUGCCCCGGGAACCAAUAAUGAGCUGGACCACAACUUAUGAGGAUUUGCUUUGUUCUACCGAACCUUUUCAACAGUCAAUCCCAUUAGCUGAGAUGGUGGAUUUUUUAGUUGACAUCUGGCAUGAGGAAGGCCUAUAUGACUAGAAAAUUGGGAAAUUUGUUAUGGUAGUUGCGCAGUUUUUUGGUGCAGAUGACCAAGAUGAAGCAAAACUCAUAGGUUCUACAGAUUUCCCCUGUUGAAACUGAUUGAAUGGUACUAAUAUAUUGGAUUCUCUUGUUCUUGAUUAGAUGAACAAGAGACAUUAAAUCAAUCUGGUGUACAGUUCAACAGCACUUGUGGGAUUUUAGUUAAUGUAAUUGACUAAUCCUUUUUAAGUAAAGAUCUAUUCUUUUGGUUUGACAAAAUUUUUUGCUUUUAUGCUGACUUAUUCUGAUGUUAGUGAGUUCGAUGAUCAAAUGUGUUGCCAUCUUGAUAAAGAAAAUGGCCAAGAAAAUUUGGCCAAGGGCGAGGAGAAAUGACGCUGGAUUCUACAUGGCUUUGAAUGGUGAGUGAAAUUUGGAUAGUACUGUUUGUAGUGUCAUCAACUCAUCAUGUAUGUUAAGUCAGAGGAACGCUAAGAUUGGUAAUCAACAAUCAACCCUUGAGCCACUUCUUAGCUGAUGGUGAAUUUCCUCCUCAAACAGAGCAAUCCCAUUUGCCAACCUACCAAAAGCAAAAUUCUUUUCCAAGUUCAUUGAAAGUGGGAUUCUGACAAUAGAUGUUCAUCUUUCAUAAAGAUGCAAAAUAGAUUUUUACUUAAUUGACGAUUUUGCUAUUUGCAUUUGGUUUCUUCAAAUGUCGUUUCAAAAGCAAAAGCAAGUGCUUAACAACAGAAUGUUCUUAAUUAAUUAUAAAUGAUCAAAAUGAUUAAAUAGAACAUGAACUUAACACAAGCAUCAGCUAACAACAACAGCUGACUAAGACCAGGAGAAUGGGCCAGAACAUGGUCCCUGAACUAAGUUACUGAAUCUUAUAUUUUGCUACUCGUGAACCAUCAAAAACAAUAAUGCCAAUAAAGCUGCAAGAAUGUGAAGAAAUAAAAAUGAACCAAGGCACAACCAAAAACAACCGGGCUCUUUUUAUUUUCCCGGUACAUGAACUUUGCCUCCAAGUUCACGCCACAAAGAAAGAAGCAUUGCAAGUUUACUCUUUCUUUAGAGGUUGAAAUCCAAAACAAUCCGUUACUCAUCAACCGCCUUGGUGCCUUUAUGGGUCAUCAACCCUUGGGGCAUUAAAGAAAGUCCCAAUUUUGAUUGAUGAUCAAGAUUUUUUGCCCGUCAUAAAAUUUGAGAAUUUGAUAGUUGUAGUAUUUCGGAACAAUGAAAAAGCUGGCCUUUGAAAUCUCACCUAUAUUACCCUUGUUAGAAUCAUGUAAAUCCAUAAAGCAGGCUUUUCAAGUUCAUGCUCAAAUAAUCCUCAAUGGCUAUCACCACCAGUUCUUCCCCAUCAGCAGACUCAUCUCCUUCUUUGCCUUGCUGGGCUCCAGAGCUGGUAUUGAUUACUCCCAAAUUCUCUUCUGCCAAAUUGAACAUCCGAAUCAGUUUAUGUAUAACACCAUGAUAAGAGGCUUUUCCCACAGUGAAUUCCCUGAAAAAGCACUUAUCUUUUACUCAUCCAUGCUCCACCAAGAAAACCGACCUCCCAAUAACUUCACUUUCCCAUUUUUACUCAAUUCUUGUGCAAGAUUAUCAACCCUGAAACCAGGAAUUCAAGUUCACAGUCAUAUAAUUAAAUUUGGUUUUGACUUGGAUCUUUUUGUCCGGAAUGCUUUGAUGCAUUUCUAUUCAGUUUUUAAACAUUUAAACGAUGCCCAGAUUGUAUUUGAAGGAAGUCUUGUUAGAGACCUUGUUUCUUAUAAUACUAUGAUAAAUGGGAGUGCUUUAGUGGGCCAACCUGACCCUGCUCUGCGUCUCGUUAAAGAAAUGCAGGAUUUCGGUAUUCAGCCUGAUGAGUUCACUUUUGUUGCUUUGUUGUCUGCUUUUUCAUCACUGAAUGAUUCUAGGAUCGGGAAACAGAUUCAUGGUUUUGUUUACAGGAAUCUAUGUCGUAUUGACUCAAAUGUAGUGCUUAAGACUGCUAUUCUUGACAUGUAUACAAAAUGUGGGUUGAUGGAUUUGGCUGAGAGGGUGUUUAGCUCAAUGGCAAGCAAAAGUACUGCGGCUUGGAGUUCCAUGGUAUCGGGUUAUGCUCGAUGUGGAGAAACUGAGGCUGCUAGAAGAAUGUUUGAUCAGAUGGACCAACGAGAUCUGGUUUGUUGGACGGUUAUGAUAAAUGGUUAUUCUCAGUCAGGGCAGUACAGUGAGGCGUUGGAACUUUUUCUGCAAAUGGAAGGUUUGGGAAUAAGACCUGAUGAAGUUACAUUGGCUGCUGUUCUUUCAGCCUGUGCCAGACUUGGAGCUCUCAGUUUGGGUGAGAGACUUCACCAUAGGUACAUUGAGGGUGAUUUAUGCAAUCAAAAUAUUAUUCUAUCAAACGCAUUGAUAGAUAUGUAUUCGAAAUGCGGAAAAAUAGAUUCUGCUCUAGAUAUGUUUCACAGAAUUCCUAAAGAUUUAAGGACUCUUUCAAAUUUCAAUUCCAUGAUCUCUGGUCUAGCUCAGCAUGGGCUUGGUGAGACUGCUUUAGCUGUUUUUAGGGAAAUGGAACCGAUAGGGCUGAGACCAGAUAGAGUCACCUUUGUGGCAGUUUUUUCUGCUUGCAGCCACAGUGGGCUACUUGAAGAGGGCAAGGAGUUAUUUAGAUUAAUGUCGGAUCUCUAUGGUAUUAAACCACGUAUGGAACAUUAUGGUUGCAUGGUUGACCUCCUUAGCAGAGAUGGUUGUUUGGAAGAAGCUUAUGAUAUAAUUCUAGGUAUGCCAUUUGAGGCCAACUCAGUAAUAUGGAGAGCAUUGUUGGGUGCUUGCAAACGCCAUGGAAAUGUUAAGAUUGGUGAAGUUGCUAGCCAAAAACUUAUUGAACUGGAGCCUGAUCAUGGAGCUCGUUAUGUUUUGUUGUCCAACAUGCUUGCCAAUUCAAACCAAUGGGAAGAAGCUGGGAGAGUGAGGAAGGUGAUGGAAGAUAGAGGCAUCCAGAAGCCCCCUGGGUGGAGCUACAUCGAGUUGGAGGGAACUCUUCAUCACUUUUUUGCUAGUGAUAAGUCUCACUUGCACGACAAAGAGAUUCAAUCCAUGCUCCAGGAUAUGGCAAUGCGUCUUAAAUCUGCCGGGUAUGUCCCUGACACAGGGCAAGUAGUGUUUGAUGUAGAUGAAGAAGAGAAGGAAACUGUUGUCUCUUAUCACAGUGAGAAAUUGGCAUUGGCAUUUGGGUUAGUCAACGCCAGCCCUGGAGAAACUAUAAGAAUAAUGAAGAAUCUUCGAGUUUGUGGAGACUGUCACUCAGCGUUUAAGCUUUUAUCUGAAAUGUACAGACGAGAAAUCAUAGUUAGGGAUGCCACCAGGUUCCACCAUUUUAAGAAUGGAUCUUGCUCUUGUAAGGAUUUUUGGUGAUGAGAGGUUGCAGAAUGUGGUUUCUUACAGGUUCUAUUUUGGUAAGGAUGGUCAAAACCUCAUUUUGUUGUUGAGACCUGUAUGAGGUGAAAUAAGUGUUGUAAACUCUUAUAAGGUGGAGGGGUCUCAUAUGAGGUAAUCUGAGUGGUUGAGGUGGCAUGCUCCUCCACUGGUUAUUCGAAGCUGAAUUGUGAUACAGCUCUCUGUGCUUUGCUUUCAACAAGGGAAUGGUAGUUUUGGCACCAAGUUUUGGUCAGAGAGUUGAGAUUUUAGUCUGAAUUGCUGUUGUGGCAUACUUUGCGGCUUGCAACUGUGCCUAGGAUUGGGAUGCAACCUAUCUUGUUGGAGAGUGAUGGUGCGGUUGUGAUUCAUGAAUUGAAAUCUGUCUUCUGUGAUCAUCCAACUAUGGCUAUCUUUAGCAUGAGAUUGGACAGCCAUUUUCAGGUUACCUUUGCUGCACGUUCAGCCAUGUCCGGACGUUAUGCAACUCAUUGCUCAUUGCCUUGCCUAGUAUAUUCUUUCCAACUAGAGUUUCAAAGAAUGGAUGGACAGCUGUCCUGAUUUAUUUCCAAUAUAGUGUUCUAAAAAAUAGAAUUAGAAAUCAUGUGGUUAGGCAAGAGGAUAGACAGCAUCUCAUCCAGUGUUUGGACUAAGUUAAAUGAGACUGAAUUUUUCUCAAUCAGCAUCUUCUUCUAAGAAAGUUGACAGAUCUGUGUUUGGAUUGCUUGUAUAUCUUUAUAUGCUAAUUUCCUAUGAAUAGUUAUAGUUAAUCACAAA
Theobroma cacao (cacao) is the source of this 4978-nucleotide messenger RNA. The record is from RefSeq and is a predicted model, not a curated record. NCBI's taxonomy places the organism in Eukaryota, Viridiplantae, Streptophyta, Magnoliopsida, Malvales, Malvaceae.